AUGGCCCAUCAUUAUCAAGAUGCUAUGGCAAUUAUUCGUGUUUUGGGUCCGCCUGAUUUAUUUAUAACUUUCACUUGCAAUCCAAACUGGCCUGAGAUUGUAAAUGAGAUAUCUACACGUGGAAUUCGUCGCACUGAAGAUAGACCAGACAUUGUAGCACGUGUUUUCAAGAUCAAAUUGAAACAAAUGCUUCGCGAAUUGAAGGAUAACAGGAAGUUUGGAAAAGUCAUUGCAAAUUUUUAUGUCAUUGAAUUUCAAAAGCGCGGACUUCCACAUGCGCAUAUUCUCAUAACAUUGGCUCUAGAAGAUAAGCCUAAGUGUCCAGAGGAUAUCGAUGUAAUUAUCUCUGCGGAAAUCCCUGACAAGGAUGUAGAUCCUUUGGCAUUUGAAACAGUUACCAAGAACAUGCUCCAUGGACCAUGUGGGCCAUGUUUAAUCGAUGGAAAGUGUUCAAAACAUUUCCCGAAGAAAUUUUGUACUGAAACCACCUUUGAUGAUAAUGGCUUUGUGCAGUAUAGACGUAGACAGCAUAGAGAGCCCAUCAUUGUUAAUGGAAGGGAAGUCGAUAAUCGUUGGGUGGUACCAUACAACAGAGAUUUAUGUAUUAAGUACAAUGCGCACAUAAAUGUUGAGCGUGUUGCUGCGAGAAGUGUGGUAAAGUAUCUAUACAAGUAUGUUACUAAAGGUCAAGAUCGAGCAACAGUUGUCAUUGAAAACAAUUCGACCACACGACGUGGUCAAGAGGUACGACAAGGAAACAUAGUGGAUGAGAUAAAACAAUACUUAGAUUGUCGAUAUGUAUCGGCCAUUGAAGCAUGCUGGAGAAUAUUUGAGUUUGAUUUGCAACAUCAAUAUCCUUCAACAGAACUACUUCAGUUUCAUCUACCUGGUGAACAAUUUGUAGUUUUCAAUGAUAAUGAUGAUCUGCACAUAGUCCUCGAACGACCGAGAUUGCAACAAACCAUGUUAACUAUGUGGUUUCAAGCUAACAAGGAUUUUCCAGAAGCAAAUCAAUACACUUACCAAAAUUUUCCUAUGGGAUUCACAUGGAAUCGCUCUACAAAAAGGUGGGCACAACGACAAGAAAGACCUUGCAUUGGUAGGUUGCCUUUUGUUCAUCCAAAUUCUGGGGAACAAUAUUACUUACGGAUGCUUUUAACUAAGGUUUGUGGAGCGGAAUCUUUUGAAGAUAUACGAACUGUUGAUGGUGUCAUCCACCCUACCUUUAGAUCUGCAUGUCAUGCCUUUGGGUUGCUUGAUGACGAUAAUGAGUGGCAUGAAACUCUGUCAGAAGCCUCUAACUGGGCAUCAGGUUCACAGUUGAGAAACAUGUUUUGCUCCAUAUUGAUGUUUUCAGAAGUAAGUGAUCCGAAACAGUUGUGGGAACAACAUUGGGGUGAACUUACGGAUGACCUAGAGAGAAUGAUGCAACGUCAAACUAGAAACCCUAACUUACGAUUAACUCCCGAAGAGAUGCAGAAUCAAGGAUUACAAGAGAUUGAGCAUAUAUUGAAUAAACUUGGAAGGUCAUUGACAGAUUUCCCUGACAUGCCACAACCUUCUUCAGAGUUAGCACGCAAUGCCUUAAAUCGGUUGAUAAGAGAUGAACUUGAAUAUGACACACAUGAUGAAGCUAACAGAUUUGAUACCUUAGUUAGAGGGUUAAACACGGAUCAAUAUAGAGUAUAUGCUGCAAUACUUGAUGCUCAUUCUCGAGAUGCAGGUGGCCUAUUUUUUGUCUACGAUAGUGGUGGGACAGGAAAGACAUACCUAUGGAACACUCUGAUUGCGAAAUUCAGAUCUGAAAGAAAUAUCGUGCUCUCUGUGGCUUCUUCGAGAAUUGCUGCUUUAUUAUUGCCUGGUGGUAAAACCGCACAUUCGACUUUCAAGAUUCCUUUUGAUCCUGAUCAACAUUCCGUUUGUAACUUCAAAAAAGACUCAACCCGUGCUGAUUUGAUCCGUGAAGCAUCAUUGAUUAUAUGGGAUGAGGCUCCAAUGACCCAUCGAUUAGCAUUUGAGGCAGUAGAUCGACAUUUUAAGGAUAUUUGUAGUGACAAUAGAGUUUUCAGAGGUAAAUUGGUUGUUCUUGGUGGAGACUUUAGACAGAUACUUCCCGUGGUGCCAGAUGAAGGACGAGAAUCUAUUGUUGCAGCUACCUUGCAUCGAGCGUCCUUUUGGAGAGACUGCCAAGUUAUGUGCCUAAGGAUAAACAUGCGUUUAUGUCGAAGUGACGUUCCCUCCGAUACUCUUGAACAAAUUCGAGAAUUUGCUGAUUGGAUAAUAAAAGUUGGAGAAGGAGUUGUAGUAGGAGUGCCCAUUACAGAGGAAGGUGAACCAAAUUGGAUUGAAAUACCACGUGAUUUUUUGAUAGCCAAUGAUGAACAUGGUUUGCAAAAUCUCAUUAACUUUGUCUACCCCAACUUGCCUUCAAAUUACACGGAUUGGGAGUACCUCAAGGAUCGCGGAAUUCUAGCACCAACAAACAAUGAUGUAGAUGAGUUAAAUUCGAAAAUUUUAUCAAUGCUACCAGGAAACGUGCAUAGGUACUAUAGUUCGAAUACUUUGGGUCAUACAGGAGAUGGUGGGAUCCUUGAUAACAUGGAGCCUAUGGAAUUAUUAAACUCAUUAAAUUUGUUGGGUCUUCCAAAUCAUUGCUUAGAGCUGAAAGUUGGUGCCCCAGUAAUAUUGAUGCGAAAUAUGAACCAAUCCAUAGGGUUGUGCAAUGGAACACGCCUUAUAAUCAAGAAAUUGGGUUACAGAGUGAUUGAGGAAAAAGUGAUCACAGGUCCUAGAGCUACAGAAUCUGUUCUAAUUCCGCGAAUUGAUUUAACACCUUCCAACAAGAAGAUAGAUCUCCCUCUUAAAAGAAGGGGGACGAAGUUCAAAUCACACUAUUUAAUGCUGAUUGGUAAAUAUAAAGAGAUCUUCAAACAAGGAAAGGUUUAUUCAAUUGCUCAGCUAGAUCUUAUGCCUCUAGAUACAUCUUACAAAUAUUCCAAUAACCAAAUGAGGUUGAAAUUUGGCAACAAGACCAUGAUAACAGAAAUUCUUGAUGAUUGUGAUGAUAUCCCAAGCAUGGAAACAAUGAGGCUAACUUUAUGGGAAGGGUUUGCUCAUGAUCAAGGUCGUUUCUUAUUCAAUGAGCUUAAUCAGGAUCAUGUGUUGGGUGCAUCCAUGGUAUCAGUUGGCUCCUAUUAUGGUAAAUGUCUUUCGACUGUUGGACGUACCAGACUUUUUAUUGAUCCUGAUAUUGAUGAAACUGACGAUCUACAUGGCUGGUAA
Molecule: messenger RNA, 3282 nt
Organism: Chenopodium quinoa (quinoa)
Lineage: Eukaryota; Viridiplantae; Streptophyta; Magnoliopsida; Caryophyllales; Amaranthaceae
Exons: 5
Coding region: 1-3282 (1093 amino acids)
Biological process (GO): DNA repair; telomere maintenance
Molecular function (GO): DNA helicase activity
Source: RefSeq, a predicted model, not a curated record